CAAGAAAUAGAAAGGGUUUUUGAUUAAAAAAAUGGAGAUUUUAAGUUUUAAAAAAAUAGUGAUGAUGAUGAUAACUAUGAUGUUGGUAAACAUGGCGAAAUCAGAGCUUCACUACGUUGGAGGCAACAAGACAACUUGGGCAGCCAAUGUUAACUUCACAGAAUGGUCAAGUAGUGAGCACUUCCAUUUGAUGGAUUGGAUUUACUUUGGAUAUGAAAGGCACGAGUACAGUGUACUAGAGGUGAACAAGACUAGUUAUGAGAACUGCAUAGAGAAAGGAUUUAUUCAAAACGUAUCAAGGGGUGCAGGAAGAGAUGUGUUUCAACUAACAGAGUUCAAGACUUACUACUUCUUAAGUGGAGGAGGCCAUUGUUGGGAUGGGGUGAAGGUUGCUAUAACUGUUACUGAGGGUGUUGCUUCACCAACUCCUGCACCUUCACCAAAAACUGGUGCUCCAACACCUUCACCACAAAGUGAUGUUCCAGCAACUUCACCAAAAAGUGGUGCUCCAGCACCUUCACCAAAAACUAGUUCUGCUUCAGAUGACAAUCGGGUCAACCAGAUGCUUUUGGUGUUCAUCUUUGUCUUGAUUUGUGGUAUCUCUUCAAAUAACAUCAGUUACUAGAAUGGUAUAGACCACAAGUAUAUCUACCAUAGUUUCUGCUGUAGUUGUUGUCUUUAUUUUGCUUUAAGUAAUGGUAAGCUGAACUAUGAAAUCCAAGGUGUCUUUUAACUUUAUUAAUAAGUGGUUUGCACUUGCUACUAUUCUUGAUAGUUUUGUUGUCAAACAUUGUGACUUAAUAAUACUUAAGAGAAAAAGGGGAG
Molecule: messenger RNA, 825 nt
Organism: Glycine soja
Lineage: Eukaryota; Viridiplantae; Streptophyta; Magnoliopsida; Fabales; Fabaceae
Product: lamin-like protein
Exons: 2
Coding region: 32-625 (197 amino acids)
Cellular component (GO): plasma membrane
Molecular function (GO): electron transfer activity
Source: RefSeq, a predicted model, not a curated record